Cucurbita moschata (crookneck pumpkin) is the source of this 3639-nucleotide messenger RNA. RefSeq names its product probable LRR receptor-like serine/threonine-protein kinase At3g47570. The coding region runs from base 219 to 3335 and encodes 1038 amino acids. Lineage: Eukaryota; Viridiplantae; Streptophyta; Magnoliopsida; Cucurbitales; Cucurbitaceae. Gene Ontology annotation, biological process: protein phosphorylation. Gene Ontology annotation, molecular function: protein kinase activity; ATP binding; protein binding. The record is from RefSeq and is a predicted model, not a curated record. The transcript is spliced from 2 exons.
AAUUAACUUUGAAAAUUGACCAUAUUUAUUUUAACAUUUACCAUCCAACAACCCGCACUUAAAGCAAGGCAGGUGGAACAAGUAAUUGACUCAUUUUGAACUCACCGAACGGCCAUUCAAUGAGUAACUUCCAAAGAAAAUUAUAACUUCAUAAAGCUACCAAAGCCGACGAUUCGAUUUUGCUCGUCCUUGCGAUUCCGGCCGUUCUCAGCCGCAACAUGAGGCGCAAUCCGAUUCUGUGUAUACUUUUGUACCAUACAUUUCUGAUAUCCCUGAGCUCGACUUCUGCAAAUGAACCAGAUCGCUUGGCUCUGCUCGACUUCAAAAGCAGAGUACUCAAUGAUCCAUUUGACAUCAUGAGCUCCUGGAACGAUUCCACGCAUUUUUGUGAUUGGGAUGGUGUUACUUGCAAUUCUACCCUCCGGAGAGUUGUAGUUUUGGAGUUGGAAGCUCGAAAAAUUAGUGGCUCUAUACCGACCUCUUUUGGAAAUAUGACUCAUCUCACUGAAAUCAGGUUGGGAGACAACAAAUUCCACGGCCAUAUUCCCCAUGAGUUCGGUCGACUUCUACAAUUGCGUCAUCUCAAUUUGUCUUUCAAUAACUUCAGCGGUGAGAUUCCGGCCAAUAUAAGUCAUUGCAGGGAGCUUGUUGUUUUGGAGUUUGGUAUCAAUGGGCUUGUAGGCCACAUUCCACACCAGUUGUUCAUGUUAACCAAGUUAGAACGGCUCGGGUUUGGUGUUAACAAUCUGAUUGGAACUAUCCCACCUUGGAUAGCAAAUUUUUCCUCCCUAUCUCGUAUGUCACUCACAUAUAACAAUUUUCAAGGAAAUAUUCCCGAAGAAUUUGGACGCCUGACUAGAUUGGAUUUCUUCUCAGUUUCUGUGAACUAUUUGACAGGUACAGUCCCACCUGCAAUCUAUAAUAUAACUUCUUUGACUCAGUUAUAUCUGACUAAUAAUCGACUACAAGGAAAUAUACCACCAAAUAUCGGAUUUACACUACCCAAUCUUCGAGUCUUCGCCGGUGGUGGUAACGAUUUCAUAGGGCCGAUUCCGACGACGUUUGCUAACGUCUCUGGUCUUCAAGUACUGGAUCUUCCUAAGAACAGUUUCACUGGGAUGAUACCUGAUGAGUUGGGGAGGCUAAAAGGCUUGGAGAGACUCAAUUUUGAAGACAACAGACUUGGAAGUGGAGGGGCUGAUGACUUAAAUUUCAUCAGUUCCUUGGCUAAUUGUACUAGUCUAAAGGGUUUGGGUCUAUCUAGGAAUCGCUUUGGAGGAGCAUUGCCUUCAUCUAUUGGAAACCUUUCAAAGCAGCUCACAGUUCUAAACUUGGGUGGAAAUAUGUUGAGUGGAAGCAUUCCUUCAGGGAUCAUUAACUUGAUUAACUUGCAAAUUUUUGCAGUGGAAUAUAACUAUGGUCUGAAUGGUAGUGUUCCUUCCAAUAUUGGGAAUCUUCAGAACUUGGUGAUGCUUUUGUUGCAAGGUAACAAAUUAAGUGGGUCAAUUCCACCAUCCAUUGGCAACUUGUCUUCGAUCACUAAGCUUUGCAUGAACGAUAACAGGCUCGAGGGAAGUAUACCAACAAGCUUGGGACAAUGCAAAAGCCUCAUAGGUCUUGACUUAUCUGGUAACAGACUUAGCGGCGUUAUACCGAAAGAAGUUCUUCGUCUCUCCUCCCUUUCAGUCUACUUGGCCUUGAAUAAUAACUCAUUUACAGGUCCAUUGCCACUUGAAUUGGGUGAAUUAGUUCGUUUAACAUUGUUGGAUGUAUCAAAGAACAGAUUAUCAGGCAACAUUUCAAGCAAUCUUGGUAAAUGUGUAAGCAUGCUUUACUUGGAUUUGAGUGGUAACCAAUUUGAGGGAACAAUUCCUCAAUCGUUAGAAGCUUUGCAAGGCCUAGAAGUACUAAAUCUUUCCAACAACAACCUAUCAGGAUCAAUUCCCCAAUUUCUUGGAAAUCUUCAGUCACUCAAGUAUGUCAACCUAUCCUAUAAUAACUUUGAGGGAAAAGUGCCCAAAGAAGGAGUUUUUUCCAAUUCAACCAUGAUUUCUGUUCUUGGGAAUAAUAAUCUAUGUGAUGGAUUACAAGAAUUACAUUUACCUUCGUGCCCGCCUAGCCGAACACAUUCAUCCACCAAGUUUUCAUCACCUAAAGUGUUAAUCCCGGUAGUAUCAACGGUCAUAUUUACUGUUGUUCUAGUAAGCAUCCUUUAUGUGUGUUAUAAGCUCAAGAAGGGAAGGACUAACGCUUCAACUUCAUCUUCCUUCAUGGAUUUUCUACCACAAAUUUCUUACUUUGAACUCAGUAGAGCAACUGAUAGAUUCUCUGUAGAUAAUUUUAUGGGUUCAGGUAGUUUUGGUUCAGUGUAUAAAGGUAUUCUUUCAAAUGAUGGAUCAGUUGUUGCCAUUAAAGUUCUAAAUCUUCAACAGCAUGGUGCUUCCAAGAGUUUUCUUGAUGAAUGCAAAGCUCUCGCAAGUAUACGACAUCGAAAUCUGCUCAAGAUCAUAACUACUUGCUCAAGCACAGAUGAACAAGGAAAUGAAUUUAAAGCUCUAAUCUACAAUUUCAUGUCCAAUGGAAAUUUAGACGGUUGGCUUCACCCCACAAAUCAUGAACACAAUGAAAGAAGGUUGAGUUUCAUUCAAAGAUUGAACGUUGCAAUUGAUAUUGCCUGUGGAUUGGAUUAUCUCCAUAAUCAUUGUGAAACAUCCAUUGUUCAUUGUGAUCUAAAGCCUAGCAAUAUAUUGCUGGAUGAAGAUAUGGUAGCUCAUAUAGGGGACUUUGGGUUAGCAAAAUUCAUGUUGGAAGGAUCAAAUUACCAAUCCUCUUUCAGUCAAACCAUGUCACUUGCACUUAAGGGAUCUAUCGGAUAUAUCCCUCCAGAGUACGGCAUCGGUGGUAGAAUUUCAAUUGAAGGAGAUAUCUUCAGCUUUGGAAUACUGCUAUUAGAGAUGAUUAUUGGAAAAAGACCCACCGACGACAUGUUCGGCGAUGGUGGGAACAUUCAUGAACUCGCUACAGUGGCGUUGUGUCAAGAUAUGCUAGCCAUAGUUGACCCUUCGUUAUUUGAAGAAUCGUUCCAACAAGAACAGAAUGAAGAUACAAUACAAGAAAUCGCAAUAAUGAGUGAGGAAGAUCGUAAGAGAUUCGUACCAAGAUGGAUGGAAGAAUGUGUAAUCUCAGCAACGAAAAUUGGCUUAUCUUGCUCCUCCCCUGUACCUGGUGAGAGAACGCCCAUAAACGUUGUCAUUAACGAAUUGCAAUCGAUUAAGAACUCCUAUCUCAAGUUUAAGAAGCCAACCCAAAACUUCCACAGAUAUUUGUUACCCUAACCUUAGAGACGAAUGAAUUUAUUCGGCAACGAGCAUCGGGCUCUUGGUGGAAGAAUGUGCGAUGAGAAAGGCAUCGUCUAUCUCAAGGUGGAAGAAAGGCUUUCCCAAUCGGCCCACGAGGCCGAGUCGAGGAGUAAGGCCGACUACUUGGGAGGGACAUGGCUUACCGACCUCGGGCUUGUCGACUACUAAAGCAAGGUACGUGACAUACUACCCAAGCUUAGCACACUAUUAUUUCGAUUUCUGAUCCAAUAAUGACCUAAGCAUCAGAGUCUGCGUGAGGGUCCUCAGCUCCCUUUAUAUG